AUGGUUUAUGAUUCGUCGUUCCUGCUGACUGUGAAGGAUCGCGUAACAGAAAAACUUAAGACUCUUGGUGCAUUCAUUGAUGAUGAACUUCCGGAUUAUAUUAUGGUUAUGGUUGCGAACAAAAAAAGUGAAAGCGCUAUGGCUAAAGACUUACAGUUGUUCCUGGGUGAACAUACCAAUAAGUUUACUGAAUGGCUCCACCAAACGCUUGAAAACUUAAAAGUUAUAGGUCGUGACUCUAGUGGUGGACGUAGAGAUAAUGAAAGUGUACGGUCUUCACGAUCAAAGUCUGGGCGACGGAAGGGUCGUAAAUCACGUUCGUCUGAAUCUCGCAGUGAUUCUCCCAAGUUCUCGAAUCGUUCUAGAUCGAGGUCGCCUUUAGAACCAGUUAAACAUGGUAGAUAUGCUAAUAGUUCCCGCGAACCGCACGCGGAAGUAGAUGGCAGUGUAAAGGCAGCAGCAGGUGAGAUGAAUUAA
Molecule: messenger RNA, 477 nt
Organism: Schistosoma guineensis
Lineage: Eukaryota; Metazoa; Platyhelminthes; Trematoda; Strigeidida; Schistosomatidae
Source: the annotation of a GenBank genome assembly